AUGAAAACAACUUUGUUCAUUAUUUAUUUUACUCUAAUUUGUUCUUAUAUUAAUGCUGAAUUUUGUCAAACAGAUGAUUGCCGUGGUGGUGAAUGUGAAAUUUUACGACUUUCUAAUGGAUUAAUAAAGAAAUCUUGUCAUUGUGUUCAAGGUGUUUGUGGUGAAACAUGUCAACGUUUAUGUAAUGCUAGUUCAAAAUGUGAUGCUCAUCCAUGUUGGUUUGGUGGUACUUGCGUUAAUGUUGCUAAUUUAGAUUAUUUUUGUUUAUGUCCACCGAAUUAUACUGGUAAAGAUUGUCGGACUUUAAUUUCUUGUCAAUCAAAUAGCUGUCUUAAUGAUGGAGUAUGUGUUCUAACUGGUCUUGGUGCUCGAUGUAAUUGUCCGGAAAAUUUUCGUGGUGAUUAUUGUCAAUAUACAACACUACCGAAAGCAAAUAAAAAAAUUCCAAUUGUUGAAAAUCGACCAUAUGAUCAAGAUAUAAUAGCAGCUAUUGCUGGUUUAGGUUCAUCAAGUGCUAAUCAUCAUGCUGUUGAUCAUCGAACAAAUAGUUAUGUUAUAGCUGUGGGUGAUCAUUCAAAAUUUGUUUUUUGUUUAACAAAUCCAUGUGAAAAUGGUGGAAGUUGUUUUAUAACGAAUUCAGCAACAACGAAAGGUAUUUGUAUUUGUCAUGAAGGAUUCAUAGGUGAUUAUUGUGAAAUUCUAUAUAAUCGCACAUUAAAUGGUAUUCGAGAACAGAAGAGUUAUUGUUCAACAAGUCCAUGUAUAAAUGAUGGUACAUGCGUUGAAAAAGGACUAUUCAAUGGUUAUUGUCGAUGUACACCAGAAUAUCGAGGUACUUAUUGUGAAACAGCUGUACACCCAUUUGGUUGUAAUCCAAAUCCUUGUAAAAAUGGUGGCACGUGUGUUUUAUUGGAAAAUAAUCAAGCUCAAUGUUUAUGUACAGCAGUGUUUCGUGGUGUAACAUGUAAUCAAUUUAGUUAUGUACCUUGUGGAGGUGCUACUUGCCAUGGUACACAGGGUACAUGUACGGCUAAUGAAUGUGUUUGUAAAUUGGGUUUUGCUGGACCAAGAUGUGAUUCAACAGAUUUUUGUUCAGCGUAUCCUUGUCUAAAUGGAGGUACAUGUAUUCGAACAAAUGAAGAACCUUAUGGUGGUUGUAGUUGUCCAUCUGAAUUCUCAGGUCCAACUUGUAGUAAUGAUCCUUGUAAUCCAUCACCAUGUUUAAAUAACGGUUACUGUGUACGAAAACCCGAUAAUCAAUUUUAUUGUCAAUGUCGUAAUAGAAAUAAGGGUGUUUAUUGUGAACAACAAGAAUGUUUUCCAUCGGAUGCAACAGUUGAUGUUCUUAAUGUUGGUAAAGUUCGAUUAUCAUCAUUGAAUAUUGGUGAUCAAGUUCGAAUAAUUGAUGAUCAAAAUCAAGUCAGUUACUCACCAAUAAUUGCUUUUCUUCAUCGUGAACUUGAUGAAAAAGCUUCAUAUAAACGUAUUCGUACAAAAAAUGCUGCCAUUGAAUUAUCUGAUCGUCAUUUAAUUCGUCAUCGUAAUGAUGGUUUUAUUUGGGCUGAAAAAUUAAUAAAAGGUGAUGAAAUACUUGUAUCAUCAUCUAAAAAUACAAAUAAAACAAAUUGGGAAAAAAUUAUUGAUAUAAGUGAAGUUAAUAGACAAGGUCUUAUGGCUCCAUUAACUGAACAAGGAACAAUUAUUGUUAAUAAUGUUCAUGUUUCAUGUUAUGCUCUUGUUAAAUCUCAUACACUUGGUCAUUUUGCUUUAGCACCUUAUCGAUUGUAUCAUCGUUUAUUUGGACACACAUCAGAUAACAAUACAUCACCUAUACUUACUUAUGCUAAUAUACUUCUUCAGUUUUUCAAGAGUUUACCUAUUGCAAAAGACAUUAUUUUUUAA
This is a messenger RNA of Rotaria sp. Silwood2, 1902 nucleotides long. The record is from the annotation of a GenBank genome assembly. Lineage: Eukaryota; Metazoa; Rotifera; Eurotatoria; Philodinida; Philodinidae.